Lactuca virosa is the source of this 1591-nucleotide messenger RNA. Lineage: Eukaryota; Viridiplantae; Streptophyta; Magnoliopsida; Asterales; Asteraceae. The record is from the annotation of a GenBank genome assembly.
UUUCUCAAUAAUAAAUCCACCUAAUCACUAAAUUAUUCCAAAAUAAAAGGGUCUUUUAGGCAAUUCCUUCGGAAAACAUCCCAGUCAUCGCAUCCAAAGUAUCUUGUUUUGCCCCCGAUUCCAAAUUUCCAAUCCAAAGGGGCAGCCGGCGGAAGGCAGGGGAUCAGUUUGUAUGUAGUUUGCGGUGUAUAAUGGAAGCAGAUCCAUUUCUAGGUUUCUACCCAAACAGAGGUGACAACAAUGUCGCUGACGGUAGCCCUAACCUCUCCGAUUUCUCCUUUACGCCGUUUCCAGAACAUCAAGACAAUAUAGAAGCACAAUACACACUUGACAAUUCCUGUCAAGAUUCCUCUUUGCCAAUUGUUUCAUAUACUUCCCUCCUCCUCCUCGAUCAUUCUAAGUCUAAGAAGCACAAGUUUCACCGCUGCAAGACCGCACCUGCCAUGGUCGUUAUGCCUGAAAACCUGGAGAAAUCAAACGACCCCAAACCCUCUCAAGCCGAUUCCGCUUCUCUUGUCAGACAAGCUGCCCUUCUGCUGGUCAUCUACCUCUCUUUGGGUGUCAGCAUCUACUACUUCAACAGAGAUCAUUUCUCAGGGCUGGAAACCCAUCCAAUCGUGGACGCCUUAUACUUCUGCAUUGUGACUAUGUGCACCAUCGGGUAUGGCGACAUUGCCCCUGUGACGCCAUCUGCAAAACUCUUCUCCUGCUUCUUUGUGUUGGUAGGUUUCGGGUUUAUUGAUAUAAUGUUGUCUGGGGUUGUGAAUUACGUCCUGGAUUUGCAAGAGAAGAUGAUAUUGAAUAGCACUAAAAUGAAUCACGGAGACGCAGGUGGUCACCACGUGGAAGAAAGGAGAUUCUCUCCGAUAGACUACGUAUUUGAUUUUGCAAAAGGGAGGAUGAGGAUCAGGUUGAAGGUUGGGCUGGCUUUGGGUGUGGUUCUUUUAAGUAUAGGAUUGGGGACGCUGGUGUUAUACUCUGUGGAAGGUUUGGAUUGGAUUGAUUCGUUAUACCUGUCUGUUCUUUCGGUGACUACAGUUGGGUAUGGAGACAGGGCAUUCAGAACCCUUCCUGGAAGAUUGUUUGCAUCGUUUUGGCUUCUCUUCUCGACUCUGAUGGUGGCGCGUGCCUUUUUGUAUUUAGCCGAGGCCAGAAUCCAUAAGAGGCAUAGGAGAAUCGCCAAUUGGGUUUUGCACCGUCAAAUCACUGUCAAGGACUUGUUAGCUGCUGACAUCAAUAACAAUGGCUUCCUUAGCAAAUCUGAAUACAUCGUGUUUAAGCUGAAAGAAAUGGGGAAGAUCGAAGAGAGAGAGAUAUUGGAGAUAUGCAAGCAGUUCAACAAGCUUGAUGGCACCAAUUCUGGGAAGAUAACACUACGACGUCUCUUGGCAGGUCGCAACAUUUAGUUUAUUCUUCAUUCCAAGUCCAAGCAAUCGUUGGCACAACAAUAAGUUAUAAAAAGAAAACUGUACAAAUGGAUGUAAUUAAUGGUAAUGUAGGGAAGAUUAUAUUGGUGGAACCAGUAGCACAAAAUAUAUUAAAUUUUGUCAAUUAAAUAUUAGAGGAAACCGUCCAUACACAUUACCUAAUA